UGUACUACAGUUUUCAGUCAUGGCACUCGAGGCGCCUACCGUGCUGAGUCAUUUGAGCUCAUGGCUCACCUGUUUCGAGCUGUGCUCCAUGCGCGCACUAAACCGCAGCUUCUACACUAGUAUCCCACGAAACACAUGGGAGCUCACGGCCAGCAACAUCAGCAACUCUAAAGUGAUGGAACAAAUGUCCAAGGUUUUCCCGCAUGUGUGGUGUCUGCGAGUGCAGGAUGCAAUUCUAGAGGAGGCACCGACGAUGAAGUUGCUUAUGCCGUGGCUGAACAGAAGUGGAGAGCUGCGAAAGCUGGUGCUGACGAGGGUGAACUGCAUUAGCGGAUUCUACGUGCACCUCGUAGCUGAGAAGCUCACUAACAUCGCCAUUCGCCAAUGCUACCAGCUGCAAGAACCGGCAAUCAUCGCGCCGAAUGUCGAAACUUUGGUUAUCGAGUACUGCCCCGUGACCAGAUUUCAUGCAGACACGAAAUUGCCCCAGCUCAAGAAGCUAUCGCUGUCCUCACGAAGUUUCACAGCGCUUCAUGCACGAUACCUUAUAAAAGAAAUGCUACAAAAGUCUCCUGUCUUGGAAGAGCUGAAUCUUUCUGGCUGCUCGCAGCUUGAGCAGGUGCUGGUGGACCCGGGAGACGUCCCCGCUCUGCGUCGACUUGACCUCAGUGGCUGUCCGAAGCUUGAUCGAGUGCAUGUGACGUCCAAGCUGCUGGAGACCCUCAAUCUCUCGCGUAACGACAGUUUGCAGUAUGUGCUGCUGGACCUUGAGCGAGUGGUAGAUUUGGAUUUGUCGUUCCUCAAGAACCUCACGCACCUGUACAUCCGCUCGCCAUCUCUGCGACGCCUAAAUCUCCGAAGCUGCGACCAAUUGAUGCGAAACACUACAAGCGUUACCUGUCCGAACCUGCAACUUGUGGUUUUGCAGGGUACAACACUGAAGGUCGAAGACUUCAACACGAACGAAGUCUACGACGAGGUGUUCGCAUUGCAAAUAGACAGCAACAGCCUCUAGCCAUGGAUACUUACUACAAACAUUCCUGAUAAAUAACAUUCUGCAGUGUAUUUUGUUUUGGUGCUGCAGUUACAAAGCGUAU
Molecule: messenger RNA, 1097 nt
Organism: Phytophthora nicotianae INRA-310
Lineage: Eukaryota; Oomycota; Peronosporomycetes; Peronosporales; Peronosporaceae
Exons: 1
Coding region: 20-1015 (331 amino acids)
Source: RefSeq, a predicted model, not a curated record